AUGAAAGCGGUCUUGCCCGAAUAUCUAUUUGGUGAACUUUGUCGAGAGGCCUUUAGUCCCAUUGUGCAACACCAUCAGCUGUUUCAGGCCCUGUCCGGGAGACAUCCGGGAUUUCACUAUAACCUUUGUACUCGUUGUAUGGACGAUUGGUAUGUGGUUCCGGGUGAAGUCUUGUUCUCUGCUGGACGCAGUUGUGAGCAGAUGAUCUUUGUUGCCCAUGGAGCUGUGAAGUACGACUCGAUCAUGGAUUUGGAAACCGAUGAGUCGUUCUCAAGGCGCUCGAAGAAGGAAACGGCGCUUGGUGCUGCCUCAAAGAAAGGUGGAGGAGUUCCUGGAGGAGUUCCUGGAGGUCCAGAACAGGAAUCCAAUGAUGCACUUUUCCCGGUAAUGCCUUCACUGGUGCGGAAAAUGUCCAUGGUGCAUCAUCAGCAGUCUGUCUUGUCGAAGACCCCAAUGCGUUUGACAGCUGGAGACUGGAUGUGUGAGCUUUGUUUGUGGACCAGUUGGACUUAUCACGGGAAGGCUGAGGCCAGUUCAGGCAGCACCUUGUUAUGUUUGAAGCCCGAGAAAUUCUUGGAAGUGGUGCAAGGCCAUAAGGACGCUGCGGCCGAAUUGGCAUACUAUGCACAGGCUGUGGUGGAGGAACUGAAUCAAACACCGCAGGAUGAGCUUUCAGAUCUCCUGCAUUUUGAACUCGAAGACUGA
Molecule: messenger RNA, 705 nt
Organism: Durusdinium trenchii
Lineage: Eukaryota; Dinophyceae; Suessiales; Symbiodiniaceae
Source: the annotation of a GenBank genome assembly